Molecule: messenger RNA, 2110 nt
Organism: Phacochoerus africanus (Common warthog)
Lineage: Eukaryota; Metazoa; Chordata; Mammalia; Artiodactyla; Suidae
Gene: ISYNA1
Product: inositol-3-phosphate synthase 1
Exons: 11
Coding region: 336-2006 (556 amino acids)
Biological process (GO): inositol biosynthetic process; phospholipid biosynthetic process
Cellular component (GO): cytoplasm
Molecular function (GO): inositol-3-phosphate synthase activity
Source: RefSeq, a predicted model, not a curated record
UGUAACAUGGGGGGAAGCUGCCGCCGGCUCAACCCGCGAUGCGAAGUGAAUCACGCGCGCCGAGCUCGGGCCGGGGGUCUGCGGCCCAUAUGAUUGUCCGGCCGCGCAGGACAGGUUAGGGGAACAGAUUAUCACGGGGGCUCGGGGCAGAAGGGCCUCGAACCCGAAUCCAAGGCCUGUGUGCACCGUCCAGGCCGCCAGCGCCCCUCCUCCGCGGCGUGGGCGGAGCGAGGGGGCGGAGCGGGGUGGAGCCACCGCUUUUUUCUCUGGAGUUCGCGCGCCCCGAGCCCUAGCCGUCCGCUGCAGUUCCAGCCGACUCUGAGCCGCUCACCACGAUGGAGGCCGCAACCGAGUUCGUGGUGGAGAGCCCCGACGUGGUCUACAGCCCCGAGGCUAUCGAGGCGAAGUACGAGUACAGGACGACGUGCGUCAGCCGCGAGGGUGGCGUCCUCAAAGUGCAUCCCACGUCCACGCGCUUCACUUUCCGGACCGCCCGGCAGGUGCCCCGGCUGGGGGUCAUGCUCGUCGGCUGGGGCGGGAACAACGGCUCCACGCUGACCGCUGCCGUGCUGGCCAACCGACUGCGCCUGUCCUGGCCUACGCGCACCGGCCGCAAGGAGGCCAACUACUACGGCUCGCUGACACAGGCUGGCACCGUUAGCCUAGGCCUGGACGCCGAGGGCCAAGAGGUGUUCGUGCCCUUCAGCGCGCUGCUGCCCAUGGUGGCACCCGACGAUCUCGUUUUCGACGGCUGGGACAUAUCGUCGCUGAACCUGGCGGAGGCGAUGAGGCGCGCGCAGGUACUAGAUUGGGAGCUGCAGGAGCAACUGUGGCCGCACAUGGAGGCCUUGCGCCCGCGGCCGUCGGUCUACAUCCCGGAGUUCAUCGCAGCUAACCAGAGCGCGCGCGCUGACAACCUCAUCCCGGGCACGCGCGCGCAGCAGCUGGAGCAGAUCCGCAGGGACAUCCGUGAUUUCCGGUCCAACGCUGGCCUGGACAAAGUCAUUGUGCUGUGGACAGCGAACACAGAGCGCUUCUGCGAAGUGGUGCCCGGCCUCAAUGACACUGCUGACAACCUGCUGCGCACCAUCCAGCUGGGCCUGGAAGUGUCGCCCUCCACGCUCUUCGCCGUCGCCAGCAUCUUGGAGGGGUGCGCCUUCCUCAACGGGUCCCCACAGAACACACUAGUGCCUGGUGCCCUCGAGCUCGCGUGGCAGCGCCGCGUCUUUGUGGGUGGAGACGACUUCAAGUCCGGCCAGACCAAGGUCAAGUCUGUGCUCGUGGACUUCCUUAUCGGUUCUGGCUUAAAGACCAUGUCCAUCGUGAGCUACAACCACCUGGGCAACAACGACGGGCAGAACCUGUCAGCGCCGCCACAGUUCCGCUCCAAAGAAGUGUCCAAGAGCAGUGUGGUGGAUGACAUGGUGCACAGCAACCCAGUGCUCUACAAGCAGGGCGAGGAGCCAGACCACUGCGUGGUCAUCAAGUACGUGCCAUACGUGGGCGACAGCAAGCGUGCCCUGGAUGAGUACACAUCGGAGCUGAUGCUGGGCGGUACCAACACGCUGGUGCUGCACAACACGUGCGAGGACUCGCUCCUGGCCGCGCCCAUCAUGCUGGACCUGGCGCUGCUGACCGAACUCUGCCAGCGCGUGAGCUUUUGCACGGACGCCGACCCGGAGCCGCAGACCUUCCACCCGGUGCUGUCGCUGCUCAGCUUCCUCUUCAAGGCGCCGCUUGCACCGCCCGGCAGCCCCGUGGUCAACGCGCUCUUCCGCCAGCGCAGCUGCAUCGAGAACAUCCUCAGGGCCUGCCUGGGGCUCCCGCCGCAGAACCACAUGCUUCUGGAGCACAAGAUGGAGCGCCCUGGCCUCAAGCAUGUUGGGCUUGUGACUGCUGCUUGCUCCCUGCCUUGCAAGAAAGGACCAGCGCCCACCACCAAUGGUUGUACUGGCGACGCCAACGGGCACCCGCAAGCUGAGGCACCCCAGAUGCCCACCACCUAAGGCCAUGGCCACGUGGUUCUUCCUUAACUCCUGCCCCUGUUGCUCCUCGGGCGCCAACCCUUUCUAGGCCCCUCAAAGACAAUAAAACCAGUGCCUGUAUAUCA